AUGUCUGAGCGAGGGCCGGUGGUGUGCCCUGGAGACAGGCUCGGGCAGGAGAGCAACUACAUAGCUGGAGCAGGAACAUACGGCCGUGAAGGCUUCAUUUAUGCAUCCAUAGUUGGAAGACAGGAAGUGACAAGCGCACAGGGGGAUGCAGAAAAGAAGCUGCCCAUCGUCACGGUGACAUCCAUGAAGGGAGGGGGAAAAGUUGUGCCACAGAUUGGAGACGUUGUUACUGGAAGGGUGACGCGAUUGAGACAGCAAGCCGCGGUUGUUGAUAUUCUAUGCGUUGGUGAGCGGGCUCUGCAUACGAAAUUUCAGGGGCAGAUCAGGACACAGGAUGUGAGAGCAAAGGAAAUCGACAAGGUAACGAUCCCGACGAGUUUCAGGCCAGGUGACCUCGUGCGAGCUGAGGUCCUGUCCUUUGGGGAUGCAAACUUUUACUAUCUGUCCACGGCCAAGAACGAGCUGGGGGUGGUCUACGCCGAGAGCCCUGCAGGUGUCCCCAUGGUUCCCAUCAGCUGGCAGGACAUGCAGUGCCCACAGACGCAUGUCCGUGAGCGCCGCAAGGUCGCCAAAGUCGUGCAGAAUACCCAAGAGGCGUCCAAGUAA
Molecule: messenger RNA, 606 nt
Organism: Ostreobium quekettii
Lineage: Eukaryota; Viridiplantae; Chlorophyta; Ulvophyceae; Bryopsidales; Ostreobiaceae
Source: the annotation of a GenBank genome assembly